AUGCUCGCCCAUCUCUUGAUCGUCAUCUUUGGCUUUGCCGCCGCCCUUUGCCAGGCAGCCUACAGUUCGCAGCAGCCGUACCCAGAGAAGUUCAAGUACUGGGGAUGUGCUACUGUCGAUGCCGCCGGCUUCAGCAACCCCGUCCCGCUUCCCAACGGUGUCUUGACUCCCGAGAUGUGCCAGGCUGCUUGCAUCAACCACUUGUUUGCUGCCGUAUCCCCCACUGCUUGCCGCUGCGGAGACGACCCCAAUGCUAUCAAAUCCAUCAAUGAAGGAUUCUGCAACAACCCUUGCUCCGAAGAUCCCUACUCUCCCAUGUGUGGUGGAGGCUGCUCUGAGGGUGAAUCCGAUAUCUCGAACCUGUUUGUCGUUCAGGCUGCAGUUAUUCAGGCCACUGAAACUCAAACUGAGUUGGGCGAUCCGGGCAAUCAGCCUGCACCAGCCACUGACUUCUUCACUGUCACCUCUUCGGUGGUGUUGGUCGCUUCGGCUGCACUCCCAUGGCAGACCUCUCUGGCAUCGACUGGACAGGGUCAAGUACCUCCUUCAUUGCCAGUCACUGUUCAACAGCCCCCUGAGAGCCCACUUCCUCCGUCAGCUUUUGUCCCCAUUGACCCGCCAACCACUUCUCCCGGCGAGCUCCUGGAUUCAGCAUCAACCUCGACUGCCCAAGUUCCUACCAGUCUCACUUGGGUUGAAGAUGAACCUCCCACGACCCCGGUAACAGACCCAGAGUCACUCUCAGAUGGGUCCGGAAUCAUGUCCGAGUUUCAAGCAGAGUCUCCCACCAGCGAAACUCUAGUGACAGAGACUGGUUCUGUGCCUACCCCUUCCCCAACUGUUGAUGAGGUGGGUGUCUCAGAGGCAAACCAGUUUGAGAUCCCAUUGUUUGUCAGACUGAGUGAAUUGCUCCUCAUCGCGGUGGUCCUCAUUUGA
Fusarium pseudograminearum CS3096 is the source of this 936-nucleotide messenger RNA. RefSeq lists its product as uncharacterized. Lineage: Eukaryota; Fungi; Ascomycota; Sordariomycetes; Hypocreales; Nectriaceae. The transcript is spliced from 2 exons. The record is from RefSeq and is a predicted model, not a curated record. The coding region runs from base 1 to 936 and encodes 311 amino acids.